AUGGCUUCUCUCAAGACGCUGUGUGCACGAGCAUGCCCAGCCUCAGGCAGGAAGCUGAGAUGGGCUCCGGCAAGCUUUCGUGCUUUCUCUGAAGGGCAGAAAUCAGAACCAACAACGGACACCGGGUUUGUCAGGCGUGCUUCGGAGAAACUCCGGGAGCGGUUGAGAGCAUGGUAUGAUGUCAAAGUCUUGAAGGUGAAGGCCUUCCUCGAAGACCAAGGGUUCAACGUCCCCCCCAACGAUUGCCUCCCUGAUCCCCCCUACUACGAGAAGUUGGCGUUCUGGAGGAAGAAACGCACGUACGCGGAGCACAAGGAGUUGUGGAUGAAAGCCUGGCAGUUGUACAAGGACAGUUGGACUUCUCUCUACGACAAGAAGCCCUUGGGACCGCAGAAAUCGGACGAGGAGAAACGGGCCGAGAUGAAGGAGAUGGUCGACGAAGUGCGGGGGUUGGUGAAGUUUCCCAGCACGGAACAGAUGGCCAAGAACCUCAAGGGGAACAUUGAGGAUCUCGAGGAGGCCACGGGGAUCAAAAGGAAGGAGGUCAUCCCGAAAGCGAAGUCGGUGAGGGCUGGGAAGGAGGAGGGGAGUUGGGAGUUUGAUGACAUUUUGUUGUUCUAG
Guillardia theta CCMP2712 is the source of this 621-nucleotide messenger RNA. RefSeq lists its product as hypothetical. NCBI's taxonomy places the organism in Eukaryota, Cryptophyceae, Pyrenomonadales, Geminigeraceae. The coding region runs from base 1 to 621 and encodes 206 amino acids. The transcript is spliced from 3 exons. The record is from RefSeq and is a predicted model, not a curated record.